AUGCCCUCAGAGGUGAUCCGGGCGCCGCCGGGGCUGCCCAACAACAUUGCGGAGGUGCAUGUCACGGGCAAGACCACCACAAGCAUCUCUUUCGAUUGGCCAAGUCCCUCGGGCAAUGGCGAAUCGGUGAAGCACUUCUACGUGCGCUGCCGCGAGGUGCGGGUGCUGCGCGGCUGGUUGGGAGGUAGCCCAGCCUCGCCGGAAGUCAGUGAAGCUUCAGCAGGCAAGUACGAAGAAGUGGAUCAAUGGUGGCCCGCCGUGGCCCGGCCGUUCCAGAAUCCGGAGGGUGAAUCUGAAAGCGGCUGGGCCCGACGCGCCUCUGUCAUGGGCGGCAUCACGCAGACCUACGUGCUGGAAGGUUUGCAACCCGCCAGCUGCUACGAAUUGGAGGUGGUGGCUGAGAAUGCCGUCGGGUUGAGUGCGGCAACUCUCUCAGGGGAAGUGAAGACCUUGUCCACGGAACCGGGACCGCCCAGUCAAUGCAGAGGAUGCCCAGGAGAUGCCACGAUCAACAGCGUGAAGUUCUCCUGGACGGCACCGACCUACCACGGAGGUGAGGACAUCUUGGGCUACGAGGUGCGAUGGAUUCCCAAUGAGGUCUACCAGCCUGCGCCCACGGACAUCGAAGUCUUGUUGAAGGAUUCGCAGCGCUUCAUCUUGGGCCCCGACUGCUUCGAGUUCGUGGCGGAGGGUCUCCAUCCGGGGGACGCUGCGGUGCCCAUCGUGCGUGCGUGGACGGAUGCCGGGCAUGGCGGCUGGUCUCGGCUCCCGCUGGAUGCAGACAUCGAGGACUUGUCUUCUCAGCCGGACAACCCGGCAGAAAUGGAGAUUGCUCCGAUUCUCGAAAGGACAGAGGCUGAAGACCACCGGUUGUAUUCAUUGAAGGCUACAUGGAUAUGUCCAGAUAUGAUGGGGCGGCCAAUCUUGUGCGCGUCACACAAGUUGAUCCGGGUAGACACCGAAGAGGACCGAGAGGCCAUUCUCGCCAGUGGGAGAGUUCCUCCACCACCUGCCUCGGAAGAAGAACCACAAGAGUUCACGAUUGUUCGAUGCUGA
Messenger RNA from Durusdinium trenchii, 1056 nucleotides. NCBI's taxonomy places the organism in Eukaryota, Dinophyceae, Suessiales, Symbiodiniaceae. The record is from the annotation of a GenBank genome assembly.